AUGUCACAGAAACAGAACAAGGAGGGAAAAAAGAUAGAUGAGAUAGGAUGUCGAAAUACUAAUCAUCAACUGCCUUACCUGACAACUACACACGGUUUGGAGGAAGACCAUCAGAACCGCAGAAGAAAGAGGAGCAUGGAGCUUCACUGGUGGAAAGCUCUGCUCAUUACAGGGGCUGUUCUUCUGAAUGCCACAGGCUCACUCUCCCAGUCUGUGUGUGGUCAAGCUCCCUUCAACAACAAGAUUGUAGGUGGGGAAACUGCUAAUAGUAACGCAUGGCCUUGGCAAGUCAGCAUUCAAUACAGAGCAGGCCAUUUCUGUGGUGGAUCCCUGAUCAAUAACAACUGGAUCCUGUCAGCUGCUCACUGUUUCCAAAGUUCCAACACCAAUUAUGCAGCUGCUCUCACCAUCUAUCUGGGAAUGGCAAGCCUUCAGGGGAUCAACUCAAAUAGCCAGAUACGUUCCGUCAGUCGAAUCAUCAUUCACCCCAGCUAUUCCACCAGUUCCCAUGACAAUGACAUUGCGCUUCUUCAGCUUACCUCUUCAGUCACCUACACCGACUACGUCCAGCCAGCGUGCCUGGCAGCAGCUGGCAGCUCUCUGGGCGGCGGCACUCUUGUCUGGGUCACAGGAUGGGGAGACAUUGGUAAUAGUGUGAGCCUGCCAUUUCCUCAGAACCUACGGGAGGUGGAAGUGCCAGUUGUCACCAACAGUGACUGUAUAGCUUCCUAUGGAAGCAGCGUCACAAGCAACAUGAUAUGUGCUGGCCUAACUGAAGGGGGGAAGGACUCAUGCCAGGGUGACUCUGGAGGUCCAAUGGUCAUUAAGCAGGACGCUGGCUGGACCCAGGUUGGUAUUGUAAGCUUCGGAUAUAACUGCGCUGAACCCAAUUUCCCUGGAGUGUACACCAGGGUGUCCAAGUACCAAAACUGGAUCAACACUUAUACCAGCAGCAACCAACCUGGAUAUGUGACCGUCAUCACCAGCAGUGCCUCUCUACCUCUGUCCCUUUCUUUAUGUAUCACCCCAUUCCUCUUCUCCCUCUAUAUGUUUUCCUGAAAAAAAUCAAGGGACAAACACAAGACCAGCUAAAUUUAAAAAUUGAUUGUGCAUGUCUUCCUGAAGGACUAAAUAUGUCAAAGUGGAGAAUGAUAGUUUCACUUCUUGUAGCUUUUUGAAGGAUCUGUACUUUACAUGUGUAAUUACAUGUGUAAAUCUGUUUUUGACAACACUUCUAUCCAACUUUGUGAUGUACUCUAUUUUUCUAUCUAAGUUGUAAAUAGAAGGACUGUCACUGGGGUGGAACCCUCAGGUGUACAUCUCAGUUCCUUUACUCUGUGAACAAAACUGUACCAUAAUCCAUUUAAAUGAUAUUUUCUAUGUUCUAUUGAAUCCACACACCCUGCCUCGGUUCCAGGCUUUUUAUUUUAUUGUUCAGAUUUGAAACAUUAAGUUGUGAAAAAGCUCAAAUACGUAUUUUUCACCUGGGAAAAACUUAUUUAAGGGACACAAUUGGACCUUAAACCCACUGUUGUACCUUUGAGGGCACACUUAUUGGUACCUAUUUCUAAGAGUGUACCAUCUGUACUAUCGGGUAAAGUUACUGAUAAAUCCCCCAAGUGUUCCUCUUUUAAGGCCUCAGUUUCACUUAAGCCUCUGAAGGUUUUCCAAACUGAGUCAUGUUCAUAAGUCCAAAAGGUGGAGGCAUUUAUGGACCCAUUCUCUCCACUCUACUUUGUGAUUUUUCCUGGAAAGUUUACUGAUCAAUCACAAUCAAAUUAUACUGCUGCAUUUCAAAGUGCAAACGCUGAGGUGGUUACACAAGUACUUUGUAAAAAUUAUAAUUGUUGUUACAUUAUCUAAAUCUACAAGUUAACUCACCCAUAGUAAAAUUCUGCUGCAGCAAGAUUAUGGUAAACUAGACUAGACAGCAUUUCCCAAAUUCUACUAGAUUUAGUUAGAAGAAAAAGUAAUAUGUCUUUCUGAUUAUUGUGAUGUAUACAAAGGCAAUAAAGCUGCAGUUGAGUGUU
Pygocentrus nattereri (red-bellied piranha) is the source of this 2030-nucleotide messenger RNA. RefSeq names its product mast cell tryptase-like. Bases 1 to 1059 code for a protein of 352 amino acids. Gene Ontology annotation, biological process: proteolysis. The transcript has 6 exons. Gene Ontology annotation, molecular function: serine-type endopeptidase activity. The record is from RefSeq and is a predicted model, not a curated record. NCBI's taxonomy places the organism in Eukaryota, Metazoa, Chordata, Actinopteri, Characiformes, Serrasalmidae.